GCGUCCGUAUGCACCUCGUGUAAUUCGCGCCGACGUAAAUGCGCGUAGUUUGCCGCAGACAAUCGCGUAACGAAGUGGCCCCGGCGCCGUGUUACCGGGCUGCCGCGGCCGUAUGAUAACGCCGACUGUUUCCGACGCGACCAGCUUCCGUAGACGCGAGAAUUCGCAACCGAAAAGUCCGGCCCGAUGUAUGCACAGCCCGGUGUAUGCGCUCCGACUCCGUUCAUCGUACGAACUUCAAUUAGUGACCAGCAAUUAACAGAGUACACGAGACUCCCGCUUGCUGCGCCGAAAAUUUCUCCCGUGCGGCACGAGUGAUGCGGCUACAAGGCAACCUAUGCAAACUAAUGACCGCCACAGUGUGGCCACCAGGGACACCGGAAGAUACUCCAGGGCGCUUGUCACACGGACUCUCUUGAACAACAGAUGUAUCCGGAGUGAGUACCUGUCACGAUGGGCGUCACGACGACUGGCGCGUACAAUGACAAUCUCGUGCGACAACACAACGACGUGUCCCUUAAUCCACACUGACGGAAAUGCACACAUUCGUGGCGGCGCCAUAAACCGGAAGCGUAAACCGCAGUCCGACAACCCCGUCCGAUGAGUGUUUCCCGUCCUUGAGUGUCGUCGAGACAGUUUCUCGUCUGCAGCUCGUUAAAAAUCGUCUCUGUUUCUGGAGAAGAGUUAACAUGAGAGUAUGAUGCAACGCGCGGUAGUCCGACGUGAUCAUGCCGACCAAAUGGAAUAAUCGUCGAGGGGAAACAGAAUGAUGGCACGUCGAGGUACGAUUUGUCUUGGCGUGCAUGUGCGUGUGUGACUUACAAAGUGUCGAAGUGCGAGGAAGAAAUCAAGGAUCAUAUCAACGUGGAUCAUCGUGACUUAGCUUGGCUUGACUCGGCAAACGAACUUUGCGUUGCGGUUUAUAUGCAAAGAAAGCUUCUUGCGGUCUGUCAGGCGAAAAACGGGAUUACGGAUGUGACGAUACGAUGACGCGAGAUCCGCAACGACGGGUAGAUCACCCGUACGCUGUAGAUCGACGGCGGAUACCGAGGAUGGUCCUUCAGAUUCUGUUAAUUCAGAAUUUUAUUACAUUUAAAGUUGUCGCUCAGAUAGCUGAAUGUCCGCCGCCGGAAAUAAUAACAGGCUGUCCCUGCUAUAACUUUGAAGACGGUCUCUUUCUGGAAUGCGCUGGCGCUACGGAAGAGACUCUAAGAACUACGUUGCAAGGCGUGCUCAGUAGCAGCGGCGCGGGCACGAUGGUACAGUCGUUGAGUGUUUAUGAGCUCGAUAAAAGCAUCGAAGAACUAAAAGAGGGUGCCUUCCCGCCCGGCUCACAAAUCAGACAUCUUCAAAUAUCACAUUCAUCUUUGCGGGAAGUAAGCGAGGGCGCUUUUACGAAUUUGAAAGAUAGCCUGGAAUCCUUGGCACUAGUUUCCGGUCGUUUGCCCCACGUACCUCAAAAAUCAUUGGCUGAUCUACGAAAGCUAGCUGCCUUGGAUCUCGAGACGAAUUUGAUACAAGAUCUCUCGUCCUACUGUUUUUAUGGCUUGAAGCUAAUGAAGCUGACUCUGAAAGGAAAUCAAAUAUCGAAAAUUUCUGAAUACGCGUUCGCGGGCCUCGAGGACAGUCUUAGUGAUCUGGAUUUAGCUGAAAACAAGUUGAAACUGUUUCCCAUGGCUCCCUUGAGGAGACUCGAGAGCUUAGCUUCACUCAGGCUGGCGUGGAACGAGAUAUCGGAGCUGCCCGACGACGGAUACAGUCUCCUCAGCUCUCUGCUGAUUCUCGAUUUGAGCAGCAACAAUUUCGAGAAACUGGCCGAGGACUGCUUCAGACCCUGUCCCAUCCUUCACACCCUAUCCCUCUACUACAACUCCAUUGAGAGCAUACACAAGGACGCUUUCGCGUCGUUGAAGGAUCUAGAAUCGAUCGAUUUGAGCCACAACAAAAUAGUCUUCCUCGACGUGGCAACAUUCAAGGGGAACGAACGUCUGCGCACGAUCGAACUCAGUCAUAACCACAUUCACUAUAUCGGCGGUGUGUUCGCGCGACUACCCGAAUUGAGGGAACUUUAUCUGGCGGAAAACAAUAUCCUGGAGAUCCCGGGAGAUGCGUUCGCCGGCAGCGUCAGCCUCGCAGUGGUGUAUCUCCAGCAGAACGCCAUCCGUAGAAUAGACGCCAAGGGUCUCACGAGUCUCACGCAGCUGGCGCAAUUGCAUCUGAGUAACAACUACAUCGAGAAAGUGCCGCGGGAAUUCCUGGAGCAUUGCGAAAACCUCUCGUCGCUUUCCCUGGACGGUAACAAGAUCCGCGAGUUACAGCCGGGCACAUUCCUUAAGUUGCAUCAAUUGCGCGAGCUGCGGCUGCAGGAUAAUCAUAUAACGGAGGUAAAACGCGGUGUUUUCACGCCACUUCCGGCGCUCCUCGAGUUGCAUUUGCAAAACAAUGCUAUUACUUCUAUGGAGACGGGCGCGCUGAGGACAUUGAAUAGUCUCCAGCACGUUAAUCUGCAGGGCAAUCAGUUGACCAUGCUCGGCGAUGUCUUUCAGCUGUCCGCCUUGGAAUCGUCUUCCGGUGGAAGCUCUUUGGUGUCUAUUCAACUGGAUAGCAAUGGCUUGGCCGUUUUACACAAUGACUCUCUGCGCGGCCAAGCGUCCGUCAGAAUCAUGUGGCUAGGUCACAACAAACUGACACACCUGCAAGCUCCUCUCUUUAGGGAUCUCCUUUUGGUGGAACGCCUUUAUCUGACGAACAAUUCUAUAUCCAGGAUUGAAGACGGCGCUUUUCAGCCGAUGCAGGCUUUAAAAUUUCUCGAGCUCAGCAUGAAUAAGCUGAGUCAUGUAACGGCAAGGACAUUUUCGGAACUGCACGAGCUUGAGGAACUAUAUUUACAGGAUAACGGCUUGAGAAGACUCGAUCCUUACGCAUUAACGGCUCUUAAAAAGCUGAGAGUGUUGGACCUGGCGAAUAAUUAUCUCACCGUUUUACAAGACGGGAUUUUUCAAGAAGAUUUGCCAAUUAAAACAUUAAAUCUAAAAAACUGCUCGAUAACCACGAUAGAAAACGGUGCUUUUCGUGGACUCAACAAUUUGUUCGAUCUUAAUUUGAACGACAAUCUCCUCACAGCGACGGCACUGCUGCGUCUGCAUGUUCCCGGUCUUCGAACACUCGCAGCGUCCGGCAACAAUUUUAGUCAGAUCACGGAGCACUGUUUUAAUGGAUUACCGUCUUUGCAGGAGCUAUUCCUGGACAGCUCGCAAAUAAGUCAAUUGCCGGAGACUAUCUUCGUGUUGAAUCGAAAUCUGGCGCGUUUACACCUGAACCAUAAUCAUCUGCGUGCUCUGCCGCCAGGUAUUUUCGACAGAUUACUAUCACUGCGGGAGAUACAUCUGAAUCAUAAUCGAUUCCAGGAUAUCCCAUACUCGGCACUCGCGAGCGCCCUCAAUCUCGAGAUUCUCACAUUAUCAACCAACGAAAUUCUCAAUGUCGACGUGGCCAGUUUCGCCAGCUUGAAGCAUUUGAGAGAGUUGGAUCUGAGCCACAAUAAGAUUGAAACGAUGUCCGGUUUCGCGAUGGCUAAUCUAUCGCGUUUGAUAUCCGUAGAUCUCAGUCUCAACAAUUUGAACGCUCUACCAGCGAACUUCUUCGCGCAUUCGUCCUUGUUGCGCAGAGUGGACUUAUCAGAAAAUAAAUUUCGGCAAAUACCCGCGGUGGCUCUCUCGGGUCAGAAUCUUCCCGGUCUGACCUGGUUAAAUCUUACGCGAAACCCUCUAAACAGAAUCCAUGAUCUGCCAUCGGAGGCGAUGUAUCCUAUUCUCCAGGAGGUACAUAUAUCCGGCACCAAUCUGAGCAUAGUGACCUCGCAAGAUUUCGAGGCUUUUCCGGCGUUGUUGCAUCUUUAUCUGAGUCAAAAUUGCAUCUUGCGAGUAUCACCAGGUGCAUUUCGCAGCCUCCCAAAUUUGCUCACUCUUCAUCUCGGUAUGAACAGCUUGGAAAUCCUACCGAAAGAACGGCUCCAGGGCAUGGAGCAUUUACGGAUACUCAAUUUAACGCAUAACCGUCUAAAAGAGCUGGAAGAAUUCCCGGAGGAUCUCAAGUCUCUUCAAAUACUGGACCUGUCUUACAAUCAGAUCGGCAUCGUCGGCAAAGUGACGUUCAAGAAUUUAAUUAGCCUAGUGGAGCUGCAUCUUUAUGGUAACUGGAUAAACGCCAUCUCUAGCGAGGCAUUUAGACCCUUGAAGAAGUUACGUCUACUUGACUUGAGUAGGAAUUACUUGGAGAACUUGCCGCUGAACGCUUUCCGACCACUCGAGACGCAAAUAAGGAGCUUGCGGGCUGAAGAGAACCCAUUACAUUGCGGCUGCGAAUCGCAAGAAUUGUGGGAAUGGUUGAGAGACCAUCAGAAAUUGGUGAGUGGGGUCGGUGGUGGUCGUAGCCGCGGAAGAAAUGGUGUCGGAGUCGGUGACGUCGAGGGCGGUUUGUUAAGAUGCGAGCAACCACCCGAGCUCCGGGGUCUCGUCUUCCUCGAUCUUGACCCUCACGCUUUCUGUUCCGCUCCGCUGGUCCUGAAACUCGCAAUUCAAGACAUUCAGCCCUUCUCCGUUCUAGUAUCGUGGCAGAGCAGGAAUCAUUCCGGCCUUCAUGGAUACCAAGUGGCGUACCACGCCUUGGACAACGUCGACGAGGUUCGAGGUAAGCUGCUCGAUCCAAAAGCACGUUCGGUGAGAUUGACGAAGUUGGCAUCUGACACGCGCUACCUGAUCUGCGUACUUGGUUUGGGCAGCUGGGGCACGCCGAUCCCGGAGGAUAUCGGCUCUUGGCAGUGGAACGCCUCGCAUGAUGACGUAAUCGAAGGAUCCUCGUUGCCCGUGAUGGUGAACUCGCUUACGAGCCGGUGUACCGAAGUCAGAACUUUGGACGCGCCCGAUUCGAUAGUGGGCGACGGCACAGUGAGCGACAGGGGCAGUUUGGCGAAUAUCCUUACGAGACGGCUAGGUCUGAUCGUGGGCAGCUGCAUGGGUUUCGUGGUCUUUGUGGUGCUGAUCUCCGUUCUAGGUUACAUGAAAAUGAAGAAGCAGAGAGCGACGAUCAAACGAGAUCAGCCCAUGUCUUCGAAUCCACCGGAAUACAUGUCCUACAGACAUUUCUCGUUACAGAGCGGCGACAGAGCAGAGAAUACCUGUCCGAGUUUCAUCAGUAACAUCGGGCCCCCGCCCCUCAGCUCGUAGCAAAAGGUGAAGGAGUCUCGUAAAGAGACCGUUGACAUCGAGAUGAAAACCAUGUCGACUUGCACCAGUAUCUACAGCUAAUAAUCGCGCUGCGACGAGGAGACGACGACGCGUCGCGUUAACAACAGUUUCGGUGUCGUCGGAAAAAGUGAUGAAGAGCAGGAUGACUGGGUGUAGUAUCGAGUUUUCGAACUUUUAACGCGCGUUCCAAAUAAUCGAAUAAGAAAAUCGUGUCUAUUAUGUCGAUCACAUCGUGGAACGGUGAUUCGUGACGAUUAUGGUUCUCUUCCGGCUGUCACGAGACAUAAUUUCGACAUAAUUUCUUUUACUUCGCGUAACCCACGAGACAAAUGCUAUUCGAUUAACAUAGCAAAAUAAUCAAAACAAUACGGUAAUCGAUAAACUUAUUCAAUCGACAGCAUUUGGACGCAAAAGAACUUUUAUAUCGUAUAUCGUCGAACGUGACCGCAACGUCAAUGUUUUCGCGAUUAAAUUCACAUUGUGUACGAAAGAAGGAAUUCGAAAUAGCAAAGUGCCAAAAAUAUGUGUUUCCUACGUACAAAUCUCUCACUCGCGAUUGUUAUAAACAACUUCUGCUGUGAGAAGAAAAGAACGUCCUCAAGUGACUUAAUCUCAUCAUUAUCAGCAAGAAAGCAUCGACAAACAUCAGUAUGCACGACUUCAGCACGUCAUGGCAUUCGAAAUCCGUGCCAAAAGACCGAGAAAUAUUCUUGCCUGAAAUUUAAGGACUGCCUGCGAGAAAAUCAAAUAUAUGCGAUAAAAUUAGCAUUUUGACAGGAAAUUUUAUCGAAGCGAAUUACUCUUUACGAUUUCUCUUCUUUUUUAUGAUGUACACCAUGAGGAAAAACCGUCGACUGUUAUCGGCGCUAUAUUUCCACUACUUUACGAAACGAGCAACCGAGCAACGACGUAUCGAUCCUCUUUCACUCACGAAACUUCGAAUCUCUCAUACGAAGACUGAUUUUUUACACCGUUUAAAAUUUCCUUCAUAAUUCCAAGACCCUUCUGCGUAUCGUACACUUGGCGCGACACAUUUUUGUAAAUAUGUAACGUAAAACAUCGCGGUAUAAUGAUGUCCAUGCAGAUGUCCGUGUAUCCAUGAAAUUCAUCUUUAUAGUGCUGCGCAAGCAAUAUUACACUUAUUCGUAUUGAUAGUUUCUAAUGAUCAGCACUAACGUAAUUAAGAAGAAACGCUAUCCUCAAUGAAAGACAUCGGCAUCAUCGUCUUUGAAACAUCAGGAUAGGAAAGAUUUUACAAACAAUCGUGAUCUAGCCUCUUCGAUUUUGAUAAUAUCACGUUACGAGGCAGACACCUCGUGACAUUCGAACAAACACAUUCGAACACUUGAAUUAUGAAAGACUAUGUGUGAUUCCUGCCAAAAAAAGAAAAGAAGAAAUAAUCGAUUCCAAGUUGCCAAAUGUUAAUUGUGUAUCGAAUAUCGUGAAAAAAAUCGGUUUAUUGUAUAUAGAUAGAGGAUAUGUAUACACAUAGCAUUCUUUAUUAUAGCCUAGGCUUUCGGUUAAUAAAAGUACCCCACA
Mycetomoellerius zeteki is the source of this 6785-nucleotide messenger RNA. Its product is annotated as chaoptin. The record is from RefSeq and is a predicted model, not a curated record. The coding region runs from base 987 to 5225 and encodes 1412 amino acids. The transcript has 6 exons. NCBI's taxonomy places the organism in Eukaryota, Metazoa, Arthropoda, Insecta, Hymenoptera, Formicidae. Gene Ontology annotation, molecular function: protein binding.